UAGCGGUACCGGAUCGUCUGGACCACCAGCUGAGGGACUGGCACUGCCCUCUCCCCUGGGAUCGAUGAGAAGAGGCGAGAAAGGCAAGGUGCCUGCAGGCUCCUGGCAUGAACUGGACAUGGAGGGAAGAGCUUGGCCUCUCCAGCCUGAGAGGUGAGGGGGUCAGACAGAAGGCAUCGCUGAUCCCCCAGGGCUGGGCGCUCGUAGUCCUGCACCUCGCCAUUGUGUUCUGGUGGAGGAGAUCGGCUCUGCCCUAUCAGCCAUGCUGCCCGGGGUCGGGGUGUUUGGCACCAGCCUCACCUCCAGGGUCAUCAUCCCUUUGCUGAAAGACGAGGGUUUCUCCGUGAAGGCUUUAUGGGGCAGGACGCAGGAGGAGGCUGAGGAGCUGGCCAAGGAGAUGAGUGUCCCCUUCUAUACCAACCGCAUCGACGACGUCCUACUGCACCAGGAGGUGGACCUGGUCUUCAUCAACCUGCCCCCUCCUCUCACCAAGCAGAUCGCCGUCAAAACCCUGGGGAUUGGUAAGAACGUCAUCUGUGACAGGACAGCAACACCCCUUGAUGCCUUCCGAAUGAUGUCGGCUGCCCACUAUUAUCCUAAACUUUUGAGCAUCAUGGGGAAUGUCUUGCGGUUUCUGCCUGCUUUUGUACAGAUGAAGCAGCUGAUCCAAGAAGGAUAUGUGGGAGAACUUCAAGUGUGCGAGGUCCAGGUCCACAGUGGAAGUCUACUGGGAAAGAAGUACAACUGGAGCUGUGAUGAUCUCAUGGGUGGUGGUGGACUGCAUUCUGUUGGUAGCUACAUUAUAGACCUCUUGACUUUCCUAACCAACCAGAAAGCAGUGAAGGUCCACGGAUUUUUGAAAACUUUUGUAAAGCACACAGACCAUAUAAAUGGAAUCCGACAGAUAACCAGCGAUGAUUUCUGCACAUUUCAGAUGGUCCUUGAAGGUGGAGUGUGCUGUACCGUUACCCUCAACUUUAACAUCCCCGGGGAGUUUAAACAAGACGUAACAGUUGUCGGAUCAUCUGGAAGACUAAAUGUAACGGGGACGGAUCUCUAUGGACAGAGGAACAAUUCCUCCGAGCAAGAAUUACUUUUAAAAGACUCCACACCCAUCAGCAAUUCCCUCUUGCCUGAAAAGGCUUUUAGUGAUAUUCCUUCUCCAUAUCUUAUAGGGACUAUCAAAAUGGUGCAGGCGGUACGGCAGGCGUUUCAGGACCAGGAGGACAGGAGAACCUGGGACGGCAGGCCGCUGACAAUGGCAGCUACCUUUGAUGACUGUCUUCAUGCUCUUUGUGUAGUGGACAUGAUAAAAAAAUCUAACCAGACCAGUGAAUGGCAGAAUAUAGUAAUUAUGACUGAGGAGCCUGAAUUAAGCCCGGCUUACUUAAUAAGCGAAGCGCUGCGCAGGAGCCGCAUGUCCUUGUAUUGCUAGCAUGGUAGAUGUUAGCAUUUGUAAAUGUAUGCUGCUCUGGUAUUUAUGUAUAUAGGCAGAUGGUACAGGUUUAUGCCAUAAGUUAAGCAUUUAUCUAUUACUGCUGUAGUCGGAAAGGAGCUGACUCUUUCCAUAGCUGACGAGCUAUGAACAUUUAUCAGAAUGGGAUAAAUAUCCAGGAUUAUAGCGCCUCAUUAAGCUUCAAGCUGUAGAAAUCGGUCAUCAUUGUACAUUUUCAAAGAGGUUGUUUUACAUAUAAAAAAAUGUGAAUUUCAAAUCAAAUGCUCAAAGUGGUCGUCUGAUUUUUAUAUUGAUGGCCUAUCCUCAGAAUAGGUCAUCAGUAGGUGAUUGGUGGGGGUUCAACUCCCGGCACCCCCAUGAUCAGCUGUAUGAAGACACCGCAGUGCUCUAAUAUUGCUUAGGCCUCUUAGGCCAGUCAUGUCAUGUUCAUCGGUGACAUGGCCAAGGUGCAGCUCAGUCCCAUUCAAGUGAUCCAAUGGACAGCACUGUGUUUGGCAAGCUACGUGGGGGCUGUGGUAGUUCUGGUGAGUGCCACAGCUUCCUCAAAGAGUUGAUUAACGGGGGUGUCAGGAGUCGGACUCCCACCAAUCUCCCACUACAAUAAAUGGAGAGGUGGUUAAAGGUCCAUUCACACGUCUGUAUGUGUUUUGUGGAUCCACAAAACACGGACACCGGCAAUGUACGUUCCGCAUUUUGCGGACCACAC
Bufo gargarizans (Asiatic toad) is the source of this 2162-nucleotide messenger RNA. RefSeq names its product glucose-fructose oxidoreductase domain containing 1 (gene GFOD1). The transcript is spliced from 2 exons. The record is from RefSeq and is a predicted model, not a curated record. Bases 263 to 1435 code for a protein of 390 amino acids. Lineage: Eukaryota; Metazoa; Chordata; Amphibia; Anura; Bufonidae. Gene Ontology annotation, molecular function: nucleotide binding.